Messenger RNA from Helianthus annuus (common sunflower), 1035 nucleotides. RefSeq names its product multiple organellar RNA editing factor 2, chloroplastic. The transcript is spliced from 4 exons. Gene Ontology annotation, biological process: mitochondrial mRNA modification; cytidine to uridine editing. Bases 6 to 797 code for a protein of 263 amino acids. The record is from RefSeq and is a predicted model, not a curated record. NCBI's taxonomy places the organism in Eukaryota, Viridiplantae, Streptophyta, Magnoliopsida, Asterales, Asteraceae. Gene Ontology annotation, cellular component: mitochondrion.
AACCAAUGUGGAAGUUGAACCCUUCUCUAUCCAUAAACCCUCUCACCCCCCUCCAUUUCGCAUCCACAGCCAUGACGGCGACAACCAUCAUCCGAUCACUACAAACCCUCCGAUCAUCAUCAUCACACCUCUUAACCACCAUGCGUCUAUUCACCUCAUCAUCCUCCAUCACCAAACCUCCACCUCUACCCAUAUUCACCCGGCCCGCUCGCUCUCCAACAUCACUCUCCCACUCUCUCCGACCGGUUGCAACCGGCGCCGUUCGCCUGAACCUGAUCCGGUGCCGCGUGAACCGCUCCGGCGGUGCGUACUCGCCGCUUAACUCCGGUUCGAACUACAGUGACCGACCUCCGACGGAGAUGGCGCCGUUGUUCCCUGGAUGUGAUUACGAGCAUUGGUUGAUUGUGAUGGAUAAGCCUGGUGGAGAAGGAGCUACUAAACAGCAGAUGAUUGAUUGUUAUGUUGAAACCCUAGCUAAAGUGUUGGGAAGUGAGGAGGAAGCUAAGAAGAAGAUUUAUAAUGUUUCAUGUGAGAGGUACUUUGGAUUCGGCUGUGAAAUUGAUGAAGAGACAUCAAAUAAACUAGAAGGGCUACCUGGUGUGCUCUUUGUGCUUCCAGAUUCUUAUGUUGAUGCUGAAAACAAAGAUUAUGGAGCUGAGCUUUAUGUGAAUGGAGAGAUAGUUCAGAGGUCACCCGAAAGGCAAAGGAGGGUGGAACCAGUUCCAAAUAGAGUUCAAGACAGACCCAGAUACAAUGACCGGACUCGUUAUGUCAGGCGUCGCGAAAAUAGCCGGUAAUCUGCAUACCAUAAACAUGUUAUAGUUAGCUUAUCUAUUGGCAUUUGGAAUAUUAUUAGUGGAUUGGACCGAUUUGUUAUGUUUCUAGCUAAAGUAUUUAUAUCGAGUUUGCUUUGUUCUACGUAAGUCGUUCAUUUUGGACUUCUAUCACAAGUUGAACCAUUAUAACUAUUACUAAACUUUGCUUGGAGAUUUGUAUGUUCAAAUUGGAGACUUACUUCCUAAUCAUUUUGUACAA